AUCAACGCAGUGUGAGGAAGUAGGAGGAAAGCCUCGAACCAUCGCCUUGGUCGACCAGCGCGAAGGCAGCAUCGCGGCUGCAUCGGUGGCCGCCAUGGAUCCUCCUGACGAGGUCGGUGGUGACGAUGAGGGAUGGCAGGUGGUGGCCAAGAAGUGCAAGAGGGCGGGGAAGGGCGGCGGAGAGAAACAUAGAGUGCGCGAGCGAGAUAGGGGUGAUCGGAGGAGGAGGGGGAGCGCAGGCAGCGCCGGGCGUCGGGGCGGGAUGAAGGAGGUGGAGGGGAAGGAUGCUGGCGAAGAUGCGCCGUCAUCAGCCGGCCACGGGCGGAGGAAAAGGAAGCGCAAGUCCUGCGGGGAUUUGCCGACGAUGCCCGCGGCGCAGUCUCCAGGUGCCUUGUCGGGACAGGGACAACCCCCAGCAGCGGGGGAACUGGGGAUGCCGAUCCCGAUCCCGAACAGCGCAAAGGCGGGAAAGAAACUGGCAACACCACAACGUCGGGAGGUGGAGGAUGAGGAGGCCGCGGGUGCCCAUCGAGUGUGGGAGGUGGUGGAAAAACCUUUGGCGGCGGCAGUGCUCUCCAUCUCCCGCGCUAUGUCCCAGCUGCCGGAUGCGCAGGAUUUUCAUUUCUACAACUUGUUUCCCGCCUUUAAGGGUCCCGUGGAGGAAGCAGCCCACUUGGCUCGUCGGAUGUUGAAACGUUUCGGCACGGAUGAUUGGACCGAUGAUGUGGAGGAUCUAGGGGGGUGGUUGGCGGCAGUGCAGGACAACUUGUUGGAGAAAGUGGACACAGCAAUUGAUGAGCACGAAGGGCGGGCAGCGACGGACGGGCUGCUGCCGCGUGGCGGCGGAGCUAAUCGGCAUGGCAGCCGGGGUCGGGACAGGAGUCGGGGUCGGGACAGAAACCGCGGAAAGAGUGUCGGGGCUCCGCAGCGACAAGGAGGUCAAGGGGGAGGGGGAGGGGGAGGGGGAGGAGAGGGGAACAGAGUGACAAUGGGACACAGAGAGUGGAGGGCGGGAAAAGGCGGCGGCCGGGGGGGCGGCGGGAAGCACCAAGAAAUGUUGCAGAUGCAAUUGGAUUGGAUCCCCCGCCCUCAGGACAAGUUCGAUGAACCUGUCGAUAAUUCGAACGCGCCUUUUUGCCCGCGCCCGUGGUGGGUUAAACAGGGGGUCGGGAAGCCGCCGCCGCCGGCUAUGGCGCAGUCCCCGCCGCCUGCCGCUUCCGCCCGUGCAGUCGCUCCGCCUACCUCUUCUGCGCGGUCCCCCUUUUCCCCGGGUACGUCCGCGCGAGGCGGCGCAGGCGCUAGGGCAGAGAGAGUUGGGUCGGCGCUCGAUCUCCAUGCGUCCCGACUGGGUGCUGUUAAAGGACCGGCAGGAAAAACUCCCAGCCAUAUUUACCAGCAUCCUGUGCAGGAUCAGCUGCAGAACCUGACGUACCAAGACUGGCAACUAGAGUGUCAGACCCCGCAGCCUCCAACUCCAUUUGAGGAUGCCAGUUGCUCUCUUUCGGACACGCUUGGUGAACUUCGUUUCAUCGCCAAGAAACUAUCUGCCUCCAGUGAGAUCGCUGUGGACUUGGAACAUCACAGCCAUCGCACAUUUCAAGGAAUAACUUGCCUUAUGCAGGUAUCUACGAGGACGGAGGAUUUCAUCAUCGACACAAUUGCCUUGCGGAGCCACAUUGGUCCGGUUUUGGGCCCUGUCUUUCUCAACCCGAAGAUAGUGAAGGUGAUGCACGGUUCAGAUCACGAUAUUGUGUGGCUACAGCGGGAUUUUGGCAUAUACAUAAUGAAUUUGUUCGACACGGGGCAGGCUGCUAGAGUCCUGCAGUUUCCAUCAGCUGCCUUGAAGUAUCUUCUUCAGCACUUCUGCGACUUGGAUGUCGAUAAGCGUUACCAGUUGGCAGACUGGAGGAUUCGACCCAUACCGGCGGAGAUGAUGAAGUAUGCGCAGUCAGACACCCACUUUCUGCUAUACAUAUAUGAUCGUCUGAAGGAAUUGCUGAUGACCCAGUCCAUCAACCCGCCUCCUAGAGAAGGAGCCCCUGCAGUGGAGGGUAUUCCCCCAAAGGGAGGCGAUAAACCUACGGCUGAUCUUAUUCUAGAGGUGCUGACACGCAGCCGAAAUCUGUGUCUGAUGCAAUAUUCAAAAGAACUCUUCACUGAGACAUCAUACCUCAAGUUCUACAAGAAAUUUAAAUGCAAGCUCAAGCCGGACAGCCUUGCUCUGCUGGCGGGAUUGUAUGCAUGGCGUGAUAGAGUCGCUCGCAAGGAGGAUGAAAGUGUUGGUUACGUGCUCCCAAAUCAUAUGCUACUUCGACUAGCGCAAAGGGCACCCACAGAUGUACGUUCGCUUGUCGGAUUACUGCAUGGGGGAUGCUCUGUUGUCGCCAAGUACGCGGCAGAGGUUAUAGAGGUUAUGCGAAAAUCAAAGGAGCAGGCCGGUGAUUGUAUUGCUGUUGAGAAGUUAUUGGACGAAGAUGAUGACAAUGAGAUAGAUGGGACUGAGAAGUUUGAAGCAGCAGACGAAGAUGAGGAUCACGAGUUUGAUGUCCCGGAUUGGGGGUUGGAAUCAUACAAUAACGGAGAGGAGAGUGAGGAGGAAGGCGGUGAGGAUAGUGCUGAGGAGGACACCGGCGGCUUACCAUCAGCCGUGCGUAGGAGCGGAGGUGAGGAAACCGCGGCGGAACGGUCUUUGCGGGCUAUUAUGCUGCAUGAUCAAGGAGAGGAGGCAGAGACACCUAUCAAGGGGGGAACAGCGCAGAGUGUGUCACAGCCUGCUGACCAGGAAGUUGGCAGUUGUGCUAUGGAGAAACCAAAACAAGCGAGCAGCAUGGAGGUUACUGUCGCUGGAGCUGGCGCUGGGAACGGUUAUACAUGUUCUGGGCAGGCUCCAAGCAUGAUAGUCAAUGCAACUGAAGAGGUCAGGUGUUAUGCUCAGGAGUCUGGAAUACAGGUUGAACUCGUCAAACAGCAGGAGGGCAAUGUAAAUGAGACAGAGAGAAGGAUUACAUCCACAACAUAUGAAGUGGAUCGACAUAUAGAACCGUCUAUAACUGGGCCAUCCGGUGAGAUCUUGCCAAUGGACAUCAGUGAGGAGCAAACAGUCCGUGAAAGCUGCAAAGCAGCCGGUGGCGAAGCCGGGCAGUGCGUAGCAUUGUCUUCGCAUCAGAAGGCUCAAAGGUUGGCUUUGCCCACAACGGACUCCCGUGAGAGCGAAAUUUGUGCGGCCAAUCCUGAUGGUGCGGGUAUGAGAGUACCACAUCCAUCCACUGAUUUAGACUGGGAAAGAAAAAGAACAUCUGGACGCGCUCAGAAUGCCUCACCAUCUGUGAAAACUGAGGUUGUGCGGCAAGUGAAAGCCGUCUCAGCGAAGGUGAUGGCUGUGAAGAAGGGAGGCCUGCUUGGGUCCAUGCUAGGAAUGUCCUCAAAGAGUACCAUGAAGACCGGGCAAUCGCAAACGCGGAAGGACGUCGCUGUACAUGCAGAGAUCGGCGAGGAGCGGCAGCUAACAAAGGGCCAUGCAGAUCACAUCGUGAAAGGUAGUGAAAAGUUAAACGUAGAGUCGGUGGCUGCUGUUUCUCCACGUCCUGAUGCAAUGAUGCCCUGUGUGGCUGCCGAAGGACCAGAGAUCAUGACGGACAUCCAACUUCAUGCAAGCGAAAAUCGAACCAUUGAAGAAAGUAGGUCGGAAACUUCCAGCCAGCUUAGACGAAAGGAAAAGGCUGUGCCUGUUGCAGAUGCAGGAGGGGCACCCAGCGAGCAAGAGCUGCAGGUAUCUUUUUCUGGCAUAAAUGGCGGUCACGAAAACACAGGAUCUCAUCAGGACUAUGAGGAGCUGAAAUCUGAGCCAGCUUUGCCGCAGGCGAUGAUCAAUGCUGGACACACAAGUCAAGAGAAGCCUGUAGUGGAGCCAUGUCUAUCCGGCGGUCCACUGUCAUGUCACCAGUCUGAGGCGGCAUGUAGGGAUAACCCUUCUGAGAAGCUGAAAGGUGGUGCGGAAGCCGUUGACCUCCUGCCAGCUGUUGCAUUAGGGGGGGGCAUCGAACUGACUUCGUUGACAACAAAGGAUAGGGUUAGUUUGAAGACAGAUGUCGAUGGUGCCCGCUGUGCUGUCGUGGCACAGUCAGAGCACAGAGAGUCAACGUAUGCGAGGGAAGACGUAGCUUCAUCCAUAAAGCGCGAGGCUGAGGCGGAGGAGAGAAGAGGAGAAGGGACAGGUGGCGACGGGAUCACCAAAGCCGUCAUGACCAGCUCAGGUCCCAAGGAGUCGGUGCAUUCGUUGGAAGGCCAGGCGCUACCUGCGCAGCCUCAACUGAAGGAGAGAAGAGGGACGGGAACGAAGGUAGCUGUAACGAAAAAAGGAGGAUUGCUUGCUUCGAUGCUUGGUCAGAAAUCAGUGAAAAGAACAGUGCAGGUGCAGAAAAUCGGCGGCGUGUCAUUAGACCAGCAGGUGAAGACUGAUGCAACUGAGGCAGGGUCUCAAUCGGAUCAGCAAGCUGUCGCCAUUGUCGCUCAACCAACCCCUGUUCCAAGUACAAGUGGUGUACCCCAUGUUGCAGCGUCUGCAAGCAGGCUUUCUGAUCAGCUGGCGCAGUCAGAGGACAGAGCAGAGUUAUUUGCAAAGGAGGAAGAAGGUUCCGGUGGGAGACUUGGGGAAACCGACCGAAGUGAUGGGCACAUCAGGGCAGGGCAAGCAGAGGAGGAUUCUGUUGCAGAGGAGGAGGAUGUGUUAUUGUUUGAGACUGUGGAUGAAAGGCAAGAACAAGAUGGAAGAAAACAAAGAAAGGGAGGAAGAGGAGGAGGAGGAGGAGGAGGAGGAGGAGAGUCGACCGAUGUGGAUGCUUUUGAAACCCUGAAGCAUAAUGUAGGUCCAGACGGGUUGCCAUUGCCGAUAGCACAGGUUUUCACAAAGCAGAAGAGAAAGAAGGAAAUGCAACGAAGCGGGCAAAUGAACCAGGAGGAGUCGGAAAGCAAAUGGUGUAACCGGUCAAAGAAGUCAAGGUGUGAGGGAGGAGAAGACUGUGUUGCCGCCGAUGGGCCGGUCAAAUCGCCGGAAGAUGUUGGAGCUCGUCCUUCCAAGGGACGACUGGAUGCUACAGAGAGGGAUAGCCCGGUCGCCGCCAAACAGAAAUUGACACCCUUCAAUUUUGAAUCUGCGAAGAUGGGGAUGAACUUGAGCUUGCUGCAGAGGAAAGAGAGGAAGAAUGAAGCUGAUGCUGGUGGCGACAGGGAUGGAGAGGAAGAGUCACAAGAACGGAGCACCACGGACGCGAAAGCUUCGGCCGCCGCCGGCAAGUGGUUCUUUGAUCCCAACAGGGCAGCCAAAGUUGAAUACGGCAUCAAGGGUGGCAAAAGGAGUCAAGUCUUCCAGCGCUCAGGGAACCGCAGUGCGACUUUUCGCGACUGAGGUGAGAAUUUUUGUCUUUUGGUAGAAAGGUUUGGUGCAGGGUACUUCUUUGAGUGCUGACUGUGGCUUUGCAAUCCUUUUAUUUUAACGGUGUUGUUACUGGCUGCCAUCCGUCUAAUUAGUUCAUGGCUGUUCCCUGUGUGAUAUGUCCUCAGGCAGCAGUGCUUGGGCUGUUAGCACAGACAGGUAGGGGGGCUGCAUCCUUGCUAGCACUGGCAACAAACAGACUCAACAGCUAGUACUGUUGAGAUCAGAUACUGUGAUCUUCCGAGCGUUGUACGGUUCUGUACAAGGGAUGUGAGUAUAGUUUUGCUCGAGAUUGUUUGACGUACGUCAGUUUUGAAAUCAAUUCAUCAAGUAUCAAGUAAGUUGUUUCGGCAUUUAAAUUCAUUAACUGGUCAGCAACUGGCAGCAAGUAAACUUUUCCUGUGUUC
Chara braunii is the source of this 5838-nucleotide messenger RNA. The record is from the annotation of a GenBank genome assembly. Lineage: Eukaryota; Viridiplantae; Streptophyta; Charophyceae; Charales; Characeae.